Lineus longissimus is the source of this 5119-nucleotide messenger RNA. RefSeq names its product centrosomal protein of 162 kDa-like. Gene Ontology annotation, biological process: cilium assembly. The transcript is spliced from 26 exons. The record is from RefSeq and is a predicted model, not a curated record. NCBI's taxonomy places the organism in Eukaryota, Metazoa, Nemertea, Pilidiophora, Heteronemertea, Lineidae. Gene Ontology annotation, cellular component: centrosome; axonemal microtubule; centriole. The coding region runs from base 196 to 4410 and encodes 1404 amino acids.
GGCUAUUUGAAAAAUAAAUUUGUUUUGUUGUCACAAAACACGAAACAAAAUCUUUAUUUCAAAUCAUCUAAUAUGUAUAUUUGUGCACAGAGUUAAGAUAUAGGUUUGCUAUAUACAGAACACAAAUACAUUCGCAAAUAACAUUGAUUCAAUUAGAUUUGAGACUUGCAGUGUCGGUGUUUAAGUUGCCUCAAGAUGUCAAAGAAGAAAUAUAACAGAAGGGACAUGGAUGAUGACUUUGAGGCAUUUCUCAAAGAUUCUGUUUCAACUGAAGAUUCUGAUUCAUCAAGGGUGCAGAAGUUCCUGCAGAAGAAGAAACAAGAAAAAGAACAACCAUGGUGGAUGAAGGACGAAGGAAGAAUUGCAGAUGCUAAUUUGAGUGGAACAGGGAAAAGUUACCUGAAGAAGAAACCACAGCCACAAGAGCGAAAAACUUUAGCCCAAAAAGAGCUUCCUAAAGAGUCAAUGGAGGGCACCACCAUGAGUAGGGACAGCUUGGAUGGAACAGGAGGGUAUGGACAAAAAAGUGGUAAAAACAGCAAUUUGACGGCAAUGAAAAAGUUUGAUAUACCAGAGCUCAGCCUUGGCACAUCAACUUCAUAUACCGAGACCGGGAUGCAAAAGGGGGCUGGAUUUGAUACCAUGGAUGAACUUGCAGAUAAAGAAAGAUUUUUUAGGGAUUUGGAGCAAGAUGCAGACUCCACUAUAGAUUAUGGUCAAAUGAAUAAAGAAUUGGACAAAUCAGAGACAAUCAAAACAGCUGGACUCCAAGUUGGUUUCAAAGACAGUGAGGAGUUGGAGGACUUCGAAGUAGAAGAAACAGAUGAGGAUCCAAGGAAGCCAAGCAUGUUGUCCAAAGUUGCCCUGCUCGAUUCCAUGGACACAACCCUUGGUACCACAAAGCUGAUGAAUAAAGACAGCCGAGACACCUUGGACGGGCAGGAGCCUGAUGAGAUUCAAGACCAGGAGAAUCAUCAUAAUAAGGAUGUCACUCCGUAUGGGACGGCUGCAUUCAAAUCUGGAACAGGUUUCAUGAACACUGACACUAGUAUGGAAUAUGAAGCGUUGCACCGAGCGUACGAGGAGGUUGGUCUCUCCACGCUUGAUCAGACAGAAAAGGACCCAUACAUCAAGGAUUCCCUGCAGGCUACGAACAUUAGGUCAACCGCCAAUAUGUCUGGUCCUGGGGAGACCGAGGAGGGUGGCAGCUUUGGACUGAAGCAGGUCCUGCCACCAGAUAGUGAUAUCGCUCCCAAGAAGGGAAAGCAGAGGAACGUGGAUGACAUCCUGAUAGAGAUGGAGGAGAUCAAGAGGAAGGCUAAAGCCGCUGACGAUGACGGUGGCAGCGAUGGUGAAUCUCGAGGAUUCAAUCUCUCACCGGCACCGGGACUUAACCAGAUGCGAACAGGGGAAGAUGAUGCCGUUCGGCAACAUGGGUUUGAUCUGUCCCCUGUAAGAAAGGCUCCACCUGAUGAUGUUGAUUUUGGAGGUGACUUGAAUCAUUCUCUGGAAAAAUCUGGGGAUGAAGACCAUCUGAGAGAACGGCCAGUUCCAGCCUUGAGAAAGCACAUUAACCAUCAUACCGACCAUAAAGAAGUGUCUCCAAAGAAGAAGAAGAGCAAGACGAGAUUUUCUGGUAUCAAGAGCUCAGGAUAUGGUCCCGGUUCCAAGCCCGGUCAGAAACCACCCACGAAACAGAAGUGGUCACCUGCUGAUGUAGCCAAACAGAAAAUCAAAGGUACAGAGGCCCCAACUAAGACCAGUCCCAAGAAGAAGACACCAAUAAAGAUGCAGGGUGGGCCUCGUGAGAGUCAACUUCUCGCCUCGGUUGAAUCAUUUGCCAACUAUAUCCAGUCUCACUUUACAAGUCCCGAGUCAAUGCCAAAAAAGUCAACCAAAGGUCCAGCGGGUUCCUAUGAGGUGAAAUUCUCCAUGGAUGAGCCGAGCAUUUCAUCCAGUAUCCGUGGUGACAGAUUGACAACAAUCGACCGGGAGAAGGCUUUGGUGGACGAGGUGAAAGAGUGGCAAGAACAAUGGAAGGAGGAGAGGAAGAUGCACGCCAAGGUCAAGGCCGACUCAUUCGGGAUGGAGAGAGAGCAUAAGCGGAAGGUUGAAGAAAUAAGACUGGACUAUGAACAACAAUUAUUCAAACUGAAGCAGGAGAACUUUGUGCUGGCUGCCAAGGUGACUGAUACCAGUGCCCAACAACAGCUGAAGAAACAGCUGAUCGAGGGAACAGCGGAACUUGACAAGGUCACUCAGGAACAGAUGGCGCUACUGGAGAAGGAGAUCAGAGAACAGGAGGGGCUGAUCGCCGGCUACCAGCAGGAGAAUGAACGCUUGUUUACGGAGAUGAAACGCAUGCAGACGAUGAGUAAGGUGACGGAGGAUAGAAUGUUUAAGGAAAAUCAGAAAUUAGCGGCAGAGAUAAUGAACCUAAGAACUUUACUGGAAAGAAAAGAAUUUGAAUUGAAGAAUAAAGGAAUCAUCACUGCUCCAUCCGUCCAGCAAGAAAUAGCUGCAGGAACUGGAACUGCCAUUCUUGGUGCCGGCAAGAUUGCUCAACAAGAGGCAGAGAUCAGACAGAUGAAGAGGAGAGAAGAUGACUUGAAGCACAAGAAUCGGAUCCUAGAACAAGCCAAGAGGGAGCUUGAGAUGCACAUCGAGAAGCUGGUCAAGGAGAGGGAGACAGCAGAGGAGAAGGUCCAGAUUACCAGGACCUAUUCACACCAAGAAAUACGGGACGUUAAGAUAGAUUAUGAAAAGGAGAUUGAGAAAUUGAACAAGAAGUUGAAAUGGUAUGCGGAGAACCAGGAACUGCUGGAUCGAGAUGCUCAGACCAUACGCAAGAAGAACGAGGAAAUUGAGAAGCUGAAGGAGAAGAUUGAAGAAUUGAAGUCCGAGCCCGGACAAAAACGACUUGAGAGUCAGGUGAGAAUGAAGGAGAGAGCCACAGAGGCCAGAAAGGUACAGGACUUACAACGCCAGGUCAAAGAACUUGAGAACAUCUUAAAGAAGAGACAUCCCAACUCCCUGCCGGCUCUCAUGUGGGCUGCUUCUGCUGCGCCGGAGACUCAGACAAAGUCGCCAACUGUUGAGUAUCUGGAGAAUCGCGUGAAGAAGCUGGAAGAUGAGCUUUCGGAGCAGAAUGAGGAUGGAAGUAAAGGGAUACGAGUACUGGAACAGAAAUAUAAUGCUAUGAAGUUCCAGUAUGAAGAGAGGAUCAAUGAACUAGAUGAGCAGCUGAAACAGUUUACUGCGCCCACUGAGCACUACCCCCAUACCCACUCUGUAGCCCUACAGAAGGAAUUGGAGACAGUGAGGGAGAGAUGUCGAAGAAAGGUCGCAGAGAAGGAGAUUGAAGUUGAGAGAUUGAAUAAAGAGUUGACAAGUUUGAAAAAUAAGGCAUCUGCUGCUGAGAAGAAAGAGAUGCAAAUGUUGAAGGAAUCUGAGUCUGAGCUGCAGCUGCGAUUGAAGGCUCUCCAACUGGAAUUCAGUAACAAACACAAAGAGAUCUCACUUCACAAGACCACUAUUGAGUCCCUGAAGAAAGAGAAGGAUCAAAUAGUUAUAGAUAGUGCAUUACACCGGGAGAGACAUCUCAAAGGAACACAAGUGGUCGGAAAGAAGGGCAAGAAAAAGUCGCCAAAAGAUGGCAGCAUUGAACAGCUUCAUGGCAAGCAAUACCAACCUGAUGCAUUUAAGGGUCUACACAUAUCAGAUGUUGUGAGGGAAAAUGAUGACCUCAAAGUCAAGGUCGAACGUUUACAACUUGAAAUUGAUCAGCAGCGUGUGGAUCUGCAAAAAGCCUUGGCCGAGAAGGAAUCUAGUUUGAGACGGAUACAAGAAAGUUUUGAGGACCAGAUCUCUGCAUUGAAAUCGGCCCACAAAUCUGCGAUGUCACAACUUGUCACAAGCCAUGCCAUGCAACAUGGGGCAUCCAAGAUAGCAGAGUUACAGAGUAGGGUCGAAACGCUGGAGGUGAUGGUCGUUCACCUCAAGGAUCAGCUGUACAAGGCGCAGAUGGAAGUGGAGCAUGCAUCUGUGUUGAAAAUACGGGAAGCAACCUUAGAAACUCAAGUCAAACAGUUGUUGGAGGAUCUUAGAGAUGCCAAGAAGUCACAAACACCGGAAAUGCGACAUUUUGAGGGUGUGCUGCACAAGAUCUCACUCCUGGAAUCGAAGCAUGUCCAUCGCGAGGGCGACUUACAGUCUAUCAUUAAUCGAAACAAACAACUGGCUACGGCCGAAAUGGAAAAAGAGGUGGCCAAAUGGAAACAAGUUGUCGAGAUGAAAAACCGUGAAAUCGAAAAAUUUCGCCUGGAAUUGGACUCUAUUUUGGAAGUUUUACGAGAGUUACAACGACAAGGGGUGAUUUUGCCUUCAUUCUCUGGGUUAGCAAGGACUUAAAGGCGGAUUUGGUGUUGGAAGUAUCUCUCUAUCAGCGAGUGAUUGAUACAAAUAUUUGCAAGUGAAAACAUGAUCUGAAAAGAUUUUGAAAACUAUUCUGUAGCUGGCUACAAUUGCUCACACCGAAGAUUAGAGCUGUUUUCUACCUCAAGAUAUCCAUAUUGAGACAACAUUAGUUGAUUAUCCUUAGAUUUAUUUUUCUAUGAUGAACUUAGCUCAAUACUCGGUGUGCCUGCUCCGAUUAGAAAAAAAAUCAUGCCAACGUGGUCUCUGUGGUGGUUGCAUUUUAGUGCAUGCCAUGAUUUACCGAGAAGAAGAGCUGGACUCUUUUAUGAUUACUGAGAUCAACAGCUCACUAGAGGCAGUAUUCAUUUCCCCAUAACUGCAGAUCUGCUUGGAGUCCACCUAAUCAGUCAUUCUGUUAAAUCUCACUCAGUUGGUCUCAGUGCACCAAGCCGUGCGUACGGAAUCAAGCAACAUCUGUUUCUAUAUGGAGCCUGGGGAGACCCAGGUUCAUAUAUGUUAUACUAUCCUUAUUGUAUAUGUAUGGGGUGAUAGGCCAGUAGAAUACUGUCACUGAGAAUCUGCUGGUAAGAUUUAUAAUUAUAUACUCGCCUGGCUCAUUAGAUUCUUUUGUCAUUGGAGCAUGGGUCCAUUGUAUGUAUAUAUUAGCUCAGUAGGAUGACUAUUAAUAAAAGCAAAUACUUGA